This is a messenger RNA of Diaporthe amygdali, 2688 nucleotides long. RefSeq lists its product as uncharacterized. The coding region runs from base 1 to 2688 and encodes 895 amino acids. Gene Ontology annotation, biological process: 7-methylguanosine mRNA capping; polynucleotide 5' dephosphorylation. Gene Ontology annotation, molecular function: polynucleotide 5'-phosphatase activity. The record is from RefSeq and is a predicted model, not a curated record. NCBI's taxonomy places the organism in Eukaryota, Fungi, Ascomycota, Sordariomycetes, Diaporthales, Diaporthaceae. The transcript is spliced from 3 exons. Gene Ontology annotation, cellular component: mRNA capping enzyme complex.
AUGAUGGAUCUGGCAUCAAUGUUGAAUGAAGGCGGCGGGCCACCUCCCCCCGCCGCGCCAGCUUCAGGCAAACCUCCGCCUCACGCUCCAGCUCCAGCUCCCUCUCGACAGCACACACAUCAGCAGCAUCCACAGCACCCACACCCCUCGACCCCCGUCCAAACUGUUCCGCCACCUCACGCUUUUCGCGACCACAGCCAACCGGUGCAAGCAUCGCCUGCUCGAACCCUGUCGCACGAACACGUCGUUCACCAGACUCCCUUCGCAUCCCCCCCGACCUAUCCAUCCGCCUCGACACCCUACGGUGCUCCCGCUCGCCCUGCGCCGCCGCCUCUACAACAGCUGUCCGCCAACAAUGUGCGCUCGCCAAGCGCAGGUUCUGUCCACAUCCCUCCAUCACCUUACAGCAGACAGGCCUCGGCGGGCACUGCGAGCGCGGGCUACCCGUUCCCAAGCCCAGGUCACCCCCUUCCAGACUCUGCAAGCCCGGUUCAGCAAAGCCGAUAUCCUCCUGGAGUCGCUUACCAACCCAGGGACAGCUAUUCACACGGUUCAGUUCCCAUUCAAAGCCCAGGGCCUGCUGCUGUCUACUCCCAAGGCCACCAUUCCAUCCCACCGCAGACUCCCCCAGUAGGGACACCUGGCGGCGCUCACCCGUAUCUGGCCCAGCACCAGCGGUCAAUGUCGAUUCACUCGAACUCGACGCCAACCUCCGCUCAAAGUCAGCACCAAUUUCUGCCCCAGCAAUUUGCCAGUCCCAGCUCCACGGGCCAUCAGCAGCCUCCAGAGCGCAUCCGACAACCAUCCCAGCCUUCGACGCCUCUCGGCCCACCUUUGUCUGCCGGACAAAGACAACAGUCUGCUGGGCCACCCGGUUUUGCGCAGCCACAGAGCCCGUACCAGCAGCGCCUGCCCUCCUCUGGGCAACCGUACCCACCGUAUCCGAGUCAACAGCCGCAGCAGCAACAGCAGCAGCCGCCGCCCCAGGUCUCACCUCGUGUACCCCCACGUCCACAAGCCUCGCCUUAUCCUUCCGUGCAACGAACCUCCAGCAUGCUCGAAAAUUCUCAAGCGACGGACGCCCAACGUCGGUCCCUGUCCCAUAGCGAGCGCGGCCGGAGCCUCAGUGUCAGCCCCAAGACCCGCGUCCCAAGCUUGCCGUCCAGCGCUGGGCAUCAUUCACAAGCUUCUAUCUCUGGCCCGUCUGGCCAACCCAGCGACUGGGACCAUCGAGAACCUCAACAAAUGCCCCCCAAUUCCUUGCAAGGAAGGGCCGAGGCUCCACCUGCAUCCGCCACGAGGCUGGAACGUGCCUCGACCCCUGCCAAGCGAAAGAUGGACGACAGGGAUGUCCAACCUGACGAGCUUGACCGACAAGAACCCCGACCACCUCCUUUCGAAGCCAACGGCGUACACAGACAACACACAUCUACCCGCCCGGGUCGCUCCUCGAACUCACCAAUGAUAGCUCGGCGAAAGCGACGGCAUGCUGCGCCUCCAAUAUGGGCGCAUGUAUACAACAAGGAAUCUCUCAGGAACGCCAACUUCACUCUUCGCAAAUCAACUGGAAAUCAUGGCCAGAUCAACGGCAAGGCUGAUCAGUCGAACUCGGCCCGUCAAGACCGAUCAGCCAGCCGACACGCCUCCCCCGAAACAGCACGGUCCAACGCGCAGGCUUCAGCGCCGCCCCCAGCAUCGAAUCAGACGCCCCCAGCCCCAGCGACCAGCCAGAAGCCGAACCUUUUGGGACCAUGGGAGAUAACAGUCAGCAACUCAACGCCGUUUGAUGAGAUGUGCAGGACCGUCGCGGAUUUCUUGUUUGUGCUUGUGGUGAACAAUUCGGAACUAGGCAGCAUACAUGACCCCAACAACGGCGUUCAAUAUGAGAUAGAGGCCAAGCUGGGUCACCUAACCGAUCGGAACUCACCAAAUCAGCGGAUGCCUUUCCAAGUUCAGUCAGAGGCAGUUCUUGCUCACAGCAACAAUACCAGCUUCGUUAGCAGCAUGACGGAGGCGCAACACAAGGGCUACAACGAGUUUCUCAACUUUCUGGUUGCCGAGGCCAGCCCUCAGAACCCUAAGAACAGGAACUCACCUGAUGCACGAGUACCUAUCAACUAUGUUCACCUUCAUGAAUCGGACAGGUUUUACAAGGUGCCCAACCACAUGCGCCAGAAUCUCCAUCCUGCUCUCCACCAACUGCUUGGUAACAAGUCGGCGGCGGUAAGGGUCACGACCGACCAGAAGACUGGCAAAGCCAAGGCCGCGAUCAUCAAGGGCAAAGUUGCCGACCUGCAUAUUGUGUUUCCUCAGUGUGAUCUGGACUGCCGGAUCAGCGUCAAUGUGGAAGUGGACUGGACGCAUCCUAUUGAUGAGCUUGAGGAGCUGAACCAGGCUGGGGGGCGGGACAGCAAGGCGGACCGACACAAAGACCGUCUGAGUUACAGGCAGGGCAACUACCGGGUUGACCUCACGCAGGUCACGCAGACAGAGCCCGGUCCUAAUCAUACGUCUCACCACGUCAAAAUUCAUGAGCUGGAAAUCGAGCUGGACGCCGGUGCCGUCAUUGAGCAGGGUGGCCGGGCUAUGCGUGGCGAGCCACACAACUACGAUUUCCUUGUCGAAGGUUUCGUCAACAAUAUUCGCAUGCUGGCGAGAAAGGCACGAGAAUUGGUGCCGCCGGCUUGA